GGGGGCCCGCUUCGUCCGGCGGCUCCUGCUGCUGCUGCUGCGCCCGGGCGCCAAGGGAGCUGGAGGCGCCGCCGUCGGGGGCAGUUCUCUGGGGCGCGGCCGGGCGAGAUCGGCGGGGCUCGCGGCCCGCGGGCAGCCCCUCGAUGGAUCUGCUGGUCCUGGGGGGGUCGGUGGUCGCCUUCCGGCUGCUCAACGGCGGCCUGGAGCGCCUCGUGCCGCCGCCGCCCUCGGCGCAGCGCAACCGCUGGAAGUGGCGGAACAUUUGGACCUCCCUGGCGCACAGUCUGCUGAGCGGCUCGUGGGCGCUGCUCGGCUUCUACUUCCACCCGCAGAUGGCGGAGGACCUCAUCGACACCCACUUGCCCGCCGCGCACCACCUGCUGGGGAUCUCCGUGGGCUAUUUCGUGCAGGACUUCGUCGACAUGAUGUAUCACCAGAAGAUCCAGCAGUGCUGGGAACUGCUCUUCCAUCACUCUGUGGUGAUCCUCUGCUUCGGCUUUGCCUUCCUGGUCCACCGCUUUGUGGGCUUCGCCAUGGUGGCCCUGCUGGUGGAGAUCAACUCCAUCUUCCUGCACCUGCGGACGAUCCUGUUGAUGGCUGGCUUGGCCCACACCACCUCCUACCGCUUGACCAGCCUGCUCAACCUGGGCACUUACGUGGUCUUCCGCAUCACCACCCUGGCUUGGAUGACCCGCUGGCUGGUGCUCAACCGGGAGAACAUACCGCCCAACACCUACACCCUCAGCACGGUGGGCAUGGCCGUCAUGACCCCCAUGAACAUUGUCCUUUUCUACCGCCUGCUCCGCAACGACUUCCUCACCUCCAGCCGGCGUGAGAAGGAAAAGUGACCACCCCUGGCUCCUCCCUCCUCAACAGCUGGCUGUACAGGCCACAGGGAGGGGGAGAGCAAGUCAGCAGGACAGGAGAGGAGAGCCAGAGGGUGGUCUUCAACAUCUGCUUUCCAGGUUGCAACUGCCCCUCCAGCUGGAUCAUGGAAAGGCCACCGCAGCCACAGCUGCAACCACAUGGCAGGAAGAAGCUGCUCGUGGAGAGUCUCUUGGGACAGUGUUUGGGGGCCCUCUGGUUAGCUGGGGAGGGGUCUUGGCAGCGGUCAAGGAAUGUGGGCUAGCGGGAGAAGUAGCCAAGGAUGUAACGUCUCCCUGCAGGGAGGGAGCUGGUUGAAAUGACUUGGCCCUCACAACUGUCUGUGCUCUGACCGUUGUUUUUGGCACCUGCCUGCCCCCCUGGCAGGGUGGGAGUUUCACUGCAUCAGAGCUCCAGAAGGCAAGACCCCUUUCCGAACACCAACACCUGAGAUCCAGGCCAGAGCAAGUGGCAGGAUGCUAGGAUCCCUCCCUUCUCCCUCACCCCUCUGUCUUGUUGCCUCCUGGCCCUUCUCUGCCUGCACAUGGAAGCAGGAUUGCCCUGGCCUCUCUUUCUCUCUGCAGAAUAUUUAUCUCCUUGAAGAGCCUGUAUGUGAUCUGCCCUUUCAUGCCAUGCUCAGCUGAGCCUCUCAGUAACUAACAGUCUGUAGGUGCAUUCUCUGCAGGCAGGCGUGGGGGAGUGCCAGUUGGGAAUUGUCCUCUUACUAUUCUCUCUUUUGAAGAGUUGUAAGCAAAUCCCACUCUCCUCACCUCUCUCCAGGCUAAGCCAGAGAUGCUGCCAUGGCCAAGUUCUGCCCCUGCUGGCCACCUAGAUUAAUCCAAGGCACCCCUGUGCCAGGGGACAGCACCACCUGGUUGUAAUGGAUGCUGAGGGCCAGGAUCUUUUAACACUGCUAAGAGCCAAACGGCUUCCUCUGAGGCCUCAAUAUUGUGUAAACCAUAUUGAGGUGGAAAACCUAUGGCAUGCGUGCCAGAGGACGCACUCAGAGCCCUCUCUGUGGGUAUGUGCGCCAUUGUCCCAGCAGGGCCGUAGCUAGGGGGUGAAACUGGUGCUCCAGCACUGCAGGGGGCUCCUGGCCGCUUCCAGCAUGGUCCCAGCACUGCUAGGGCACCAUUUUCACCCUCGGGGCCGCGCUGGGGGGAGGAGGAGAGGAGGGCUCGUGCUGGGAAACUGCUGGCCUGUCCAGGCCUCGACUUUUGAUGCGCCAGGGCCUCCCGCCAGUUUGUUGUUCCUACUCAGGAGUAAGCCGCCUUGAGUUCGGCAAGGUUAGACAAAUUAUCAGCAUGUGUACAACAGCAAAAAUCACAUUAAUUGUUCAAAAGCAUGCCAAAUGCAAACUUUUACCUUUCAAAAAAAAAAGUUGUUUGUAUCAUUGAAAGCACUGUUAUUGUGGGGGUUUCUUAAGACAAAAUAUGUUAAUGUAUGAGUUGUUUUUUCUAAACUAAAACCUCAGUAUUCAGGUUAAAUUGCCGUGUUGGCACUUUGCGAUAAAUAAGUGGGUUUUGGGUUGCAGUUUGGGUACUCGGUGUCUAAAAAGAUCGCCAUCACUGGUGUAGACAAUAAGGGAGAAUGCACUUACAAGAAUCUUAUUCUAACAAGGUGUAUGAAUAUGUUUGCACAAAAGUAACAGAAAUAAAAGGAUAAAGUGAA
Podarcis raffonei (Aeolian wall lizard) is the source of this 2535-nucleotide messenger RNA. RefSeq names its product TLC domain containing 2 (gene TLCD2). Bases 144 to 848 code for a protein of 234 amino acids. Lineage: Eukaryota; Metazoa; Chordata; Lepidosauria; Squamata; Lacertidae. Gene Ontology annotation, biological process: phospholipid homeostasis; membrane assembly; plasma membrane organization. The record is from RefSeq and is a predicted model, not a curated record. The transcript is spliced from 4 exons. Gene Ontology annotation, cellular component: plasma membrane.